AUGGCCCUCCAUCUCAACUGUCUCCUGGGCCAACUGGCCACCAUCCUCGACUCCAAGCCCAACAAAGCCAUCCGUCAAUUUGUUCCAAGCUAUGACCUUAAUGAGUCCCUCUUGCACCUCCCUAAUGCCCUCUCGGCCAACAAGGACGCAGCGGAACUCCUAAUCAGCGAGAAGGCUAGCUUGGUCUUCGAGGCCGAGCCCGAGAUCGUCCAGCUGGGACAGGACCUCCAAGAGAUUGAGCUGCUUGACAUGCGGGGCUUCCCGUACUUCCUGAGCCUUUUCGGCCACCACAGCUCGCUUGCAACUGUAGGAAUCAUGACCCAUAUAGCUUUUGCUGUUGGGAAGCCGCCUAUGAGCAAGAUUAUGGAUGUCUUUGGUUGGGCUGAGGGCUUCCUAGUGGCAAUUAUGAUCUACCUAAUAGGCGCCAUCCUCACGGCCUCAUCCAAGGGGGUGAUCCAGCACGGGAUUGGCCAAACAGCAGCGGCCCUAGGCUCGCAAGGCCUGCAGCUAUCACAUAUGAUAAUUGUAGCCAACACAUCCUCGCUGACCUCGUGGGCAUUGCUGACCUGGACAAUCACCUUGCCGUGGAUAUUCACGACCUGGAUUGGGCCCGUCGUUGGCUCCUGGUUCCUUUCCAAGGGCGCCUUUGGCUACCGGACAAUCUACCUCGUCUUUGGGCUUGCGGUCCUGCUCUGCGCCAGCUGGCUCAUGCUUGUCUUGUGGAUGGAGUGGCGCAAGCUCAAAAGUGAAGCCCGCCCGCCUGCCCGAAGGAUUGCCCUGCCCACUUCCGACCUUGACCAGGAGGACCAACCCGGGGGCCUUUGGAGUCCCCCUAACUCCCCCAACACGAUCCUCUACAACUCCCGCUCUUCAUCUACUAGUCUCUGCUGGUUCACUGUCACAAGAUGUUUGUUCUUCAUUGUUGGGGUCAUUGUUUUGGUUUGUUUUGGAAUCUACAAGAACAAGUUUGCCAAGUUCCCGGUUAUCCCUCCACGACUAGUUGAACACUGCACGGUCCUCUUGGGUUUGGCAGUGUGCUUCUGGCACUUUAUUUAUCAAUUUAUGUAUGAGAGCUACUUCACCAGAUUUCUGCAGGUGGCCAGGUUCCUGUCUGCUGGGGACGCACAGUACGUCGAGCUGUCCUACCUUUUCAUGUCCUGUGUCUCGGCCAUCAUCUGCGGAUUGCUUGUCAAAUGGACGCGGCAAUACAAGAUCUGGCUGGUUUUCGGGAUAUUAUUGCAUGCAGUGGGGACACUGCUGAUGGUCCGAAGCUGCAAGCUGGACAAUCCGAUGAUAGAGAUUGUGAUUUCGCAAGUCAUUGGGGGCUUUGGGGGCGGCUUCACAACGCUAGCCUCCCAGCUGGGAGUGCAAGCGGUGGUUGCGCACCAAGAUGUAGGCAUCUCAACGGCGGUCUUCCUGACAAUCACCCAGAUUGGCGGGGCGGUGGGAUUGAGUCUUGCGGGCUUGAUCUGGACCUUGCGGCUGGAGACGGCGCUAUCCAAACGUCUGCCGGCCUCAGAGCAGGGCAACAUCCCCAAGAUCGUCAGCGACUUGCGCUUUGCACUCACGUGCCAAGGCAACAAGCACACCAAAUUAAACAAGGCCUACGUCAACGUCCAGCGCAUCCUCAACUGGCUUGGCGAUGUCAUCAAACAAUGGGCAAACAAGGCUCAGGAGUCUCUCAACGCCAAAGGAUCUGGUGGUGGUAUUGGCUUUAUCCCCGCAAGCGCUUCAAGCUAUUUGAGUAGCUUUGGUGGUGGUGGUAGCCAAACUCAGUCCGGUUAUCAAGCUGUUGCUAGCUCGAGCUACAUCACCCAGUAUCACGCCUUGGGGCUUCUGUAUGCUAUCAGACAACAGGAUCAAAUGGCAGUCUCAAAGCUCAUCCAACAGGUGGGCAGGGGAAACAGUAACACUCUGAGAAGUCCUUUUGCCCUCUGCAUGUUGAUUCGAUUCGCUAGUAAAAUUAUGGACAAAGACCCAAAUCUACACAAACAGAUGCACGAAUUUCUGGAAGGUUUUUUGAGGCAUAAAUCUGAUAUGGUCAACUACAAAGCUGCUCAGGCAUUCUGCGAGAUGCAAAACAUGACUUAA
Messenger RNA from Puccinia triticina, 2091 nucleotides. RefSeq lists its product as uncharacterized. The transcript has 11 exons. Lineage: Eukaryota; Fungi; Basidiomycota; Pucciniomycetes; Pucciniales; Pucciniaceae. The record is from RefSeq and is a predicted model, not a curated record. Gene Ontology annotation, cellular component: membrane coat. Gene Ontology annotation, biological process: vesicle-mediated transport; intracellular protein transport; transmembrane transport. The coding region runs from base 1 to 2091 and encodes 696 amino acids. Gene Ontology annotation, molecular function: transmembrane transporter activity.